Paramisgurnus dabryanus is the source of this 2775-nucleotide messenger RNA. It is a transcript of the gene svbp, whose product is annotated as small vasohibin binding protein. The record is from RefSeq and is a predicted model, not a curated record. NCBI's taxonomy places the organism in Eukaryota, Metazoa, Chordata, Actinopteri, Cypriniformes, Cobitidae. Gene Ontology annotation, cellular component: apical part of cell. Gene Ontology annotation, biological process: protein secretion; negative regulation of protein ubiquitination.
GAUGAGCGUUGUUUCUUCCUGAUUUUAACCCUAAACCCAACAUUUUGGGGAUUUGGGUUGUAUCUGUAUAUUAUUUAGUCAGAACUGCUGUUUGUCAUACUAAUCCUACCCCCAAACCUAACUUUAAACCCAAUAUCUCGCGAGAUUUGGCUGUAGCUGUAUCCCCUUUAGUCAGGACCGCUUUAAGGGUAGCAGUCUCUUUUAUUUAUACUUCCCCCGUCAACAAUCAAUAGUCUUUGAUCAGUCUGAAUCUGGUUUGUAAAAUGGAGCCGGCUUGUCGAAAAGACAAACAGAAACAACAAACACCGACCCGCGGUGACAGAAGCAAACAGAAAUCUGCUCAACAAGAGCUCAAACAGAGACAGAGAGCUGAGAUUUACGCCCUGAACAAGGUUAUGACUGAACUUGAACAGCAGCAGUUUGAAGCCUUCUGCAAGCAGAUGCAGUCGCAAGCUGAGUGAUAAAACUCAUGUACGGCCUCAAUAACACAUACAGAGAUGUUUUAUUAUAAACAAUAUAAUGGUUAUUUUUAUGACCUGUCAUCUAAAUCAGGUUUAUAGUCCUUCUCCUGGACAUCUCGAGCUCCUGAUCCAGUAAAUGGAAGAUGCAGGAUGAUGUCCAGGAGCAGGAAUGAAAACUCCUGAUAUAAACCACAAUGUAUUGGAGAAUGUUUGCUUGUAUUGGUGCACAGGUUUGACUUUGAUGUGUGCAAUCAUAUCAGAUGUUGAUCAGUAUUUAUGUAACUGUAUCAAAGCUAUAAUGACACCAAAAAAGUACAUACGGUAUCGACACAAAGCCACUCUCGUAGCAAACACAUGGAUGAAGAAUUUAUUUAUUUUAUAUGAUGUUGAAUCCCAGUGUUGGAUAUGAUUUUAUUAUUAUCAAUACUUCAUAGUUUGUUAGUUAUGAUGAUCAAAAUGUUUUAUAACAUGCAAUGUUUGUUUUGAUAAACAUGCAGGGCUUGACAUUAACACCCGCCAAAUGCGGAUAGAUAUUCUUAAAUGAGGUGUUCACCUCUUAAGACCCGAGCUUUGGUUUGUCUUUUUUUUUUCUGUAGUUAAUACAUUUGUUAAAAAACAAGUUGAAAACACUUUUUUAGGUGUUACCAAUUGAAGUAAUUUAUAAGUUAAUCCUACUUUUCACCUUUUACAGUGUAUGUUGUGAUUACAUGAUCAUGAACAUUUACCAAAUAUUGCUUGAAGACUAAUCCGAAUCAAAACACUUGAUUUUUUACUUUUGGUGAUGUACUUUCACAAUGGCUGAUGUGUCUUCGACCACAAACAAUUUUAACAGUUUUUGUAGAGUAGUUGGGUUUUAUUUAAAAACAAUACAUUUUGAAGUAUUGUUUUUUAUGUGAUAGAGUUUCUAUUACAUUUUAUAAAUGCAUGUGUUUUUACAUAACAUUACAUUAUUAUCUGACUAUGAUUCUUUGUCUAUCCAUGUUUGAGCUUUUCCAUUUAAAACAUGCCACUGACCCACUAAAAUACCAGACUUUUACUGCAAAACUUGAUUUUGGUCUCCUGUCUCUGGGGGUGGGGGGGAGUUAGUAGUUUACUCAUUUAUUAAAUUUAACAUUCAGGCCAGGUUUUGUCAAACCAACAUAAAAUUUGUCUACAAAAUUUAGCAUCUAGUUCUAAUUUGAUUUAGGGUAAUUUAAUUUUCUUAUUGUUCAAACUGUUGACAAAAUGUUUUAUUCUCAACAAUUCAAGUUUGUACUGUGGGGUUGCUUUUGAAACAUUUGAUAAAACUGAAAUUUUGAAAAUUUGCAAAGAUUAACAACAAAAUAUGUUUGCAGUUACAUAUUAACAAGGUGAUGGUCAUGUUAGGGAUAAUGUAGAGGCAGCCGGUAGUUAUUGGGAAAUAAUCCCAGACAGUGUGAUCAGGACCCGACGCGAAGCGGAGGCACUUGUAUCACACUGAAGGGGCUUAUUUCCCGAUAACUACCUGCUGCCUCUACAUUAUCCCGCUUAUUACACGGCUACUUGCCACAUAAGAAAAAAAAACUGGACAUGAAUAUGAAUUUGAAACAUUUUAUUGGCAUAUUUGUUUUAAAUUAAACUUUUUAUCCUUCCGCGAAACUUUGCACAGAUGCAUAAAAUGAUCGUAAUACCUUAUUAAGAUCCUCUGCUUCAUACUUGUCUGUCUCCAUUUUUUUCUCUUUUAGCCAGUCUUUGAGAAGUUUUAAUGCCCAUUAUGUUUUUUUUUUUGGUGUUGGCUUCGUAGCUGUCAUGCUCUAUUUUGUCAAGUUCAGUCUCAGUAAGCUCUCUGUGUCUUGUCGUUGUUCGUUCUUCUAUCCACUGUUUAAAUGUUUGUUUUUUUCUGUACAUGUUAAAAUUAAUUUCAAAAUGUUCCAUUCUUAAUUGUGGUUGUCCAGUGUUUGUCACAAGAUGGCGCCAAACAGUAAUCUUUGUUGGCGCAGAGGGAUUUUAACUUACAAGUAGUCCGGCUAUGCGUUAAUACUUUGGAGCGGUUAUUAUUUGAAAAGAACGAACCUGCAAAUGUCUCAACUGACCAAUCAGAAUCAAGCAUUCCAGAGAGCCGUGUAAUAAGUAUAUUUAACAGGUGUAACACAAACAUCUUGUUCUGUUAAGCUGAAAGGGUCAAAAGUAACAAUGCGCUACUUAUGUUCAAAGUGAAAUUAUACUGAAGUCGUUUUACAUUUGUUCAAAAUUCCACCUAGUAUUGCCCACAUUUGUAAGUUAAUGACCACAGCAAAAUAUAUCUGUUUAAACAUUGUAAAAAUAAAAAAUGGUACUUUCACCCCUGCUCUCCCCU